Molecule: messenger RNA, 607 nt
Organism: Macrosteles quadrilineatus (aster leafhopper)
Lineage: Eukaryota; Metazoa; Arthropoda; Insecta; Hemiptera; Cicadellidae
Product: 40S ribosomal protein S23
Exons: 4
Coding region: 127-558 (143 amino acids)
Biological process (GO): translation
Cellular component (GO): cytosolic small ribosomal subunit; ribosome
Molecular function (GO): structural constituent of ribosome
Source: RefSeq, a predicted model, not a curated record
CAACAGUUUCAACCAUGAACCAACUGUCAUCAUUGGACUUUUAUUCGGUUCCGGUGCUUCCUUCCUCAUCGGCUGCGGCUCUUUCUUUACGCGUUUCUAUUACACGGCCACGUUUAUUUUAACAGAAUGGGUAAGCCCCGUGGUUUGCGCACUGCACGUAAACACGUGAACCACCGACGUGAACAACGGUGGGCAGACAAGGACUACAAGAAGGCUCACUUGGGCACGAGAUGGAAGGCUAACCCCUUCGGUGGAGCUUCACACGCCAAGGGAAUCGUUCUUGAGAAAGUUGGAGUUGAAGCCAAGCAGCCUAACUCCGCUAUCCGUAAGUGUGUGCGAGUGCAGCUCAUCAAGAACGGAAAGAAGAUUACGGCAUUCGUCCCCAGAGACGGUUGCCUGAACUACAUCGAGGAAAACGACGAGGUCUUGGUUGCAGGAUUCGGUCGUAAGGGUCACGCCGUCGGUGACAUUCCCGGCGUCCGAUUCAAGGUCGUGAAGGUGGCCAACGUAUCUCUUCUGGCUCUGUACAAAGAAAAGAAGGAAAGACCAAGAUCAUAAGUUUUUGUUACUUUUUAAAAUAUGAACCAAUAAAAAAAGUAAAAUUUUA